AUGGAUCCCAAAAAGAGGACGGUCUUUUCCAACCUGCGUGAGAAAACCAAGGGGCUUAGGAAACUGGGGAAGAAAAGCCAUGAAAAGCCCAAAAAAACCAACCUGAGAUAUAGGAGGAGCAUUUCCGUGCCUGACCUGAGGGCCUCAUUGGGAGAGAUGGCCUCUCUAGAUGAGAUCGACUUUGAGGGCAGAAUAAGUCCAGACAGCAUCGACCAGGCUGUGAGUGACACCUUGAGCCAAAUGAGCUUCCCAGACCAGAUCAGUACCCCUGGUACCCCUCCUCUCGGCAGGAACUCUUUGGCUGACAGCUCUUGUCUGGUCGAGCGGAGACACGCAGUGACUGAGGCGACCGUCCUAACUAGACCAAUGAGGAACACACCAAGAGAGAGGGCUACGACCACGUGGUAUAUCGCAGAUGAAGAUAGUGUGUCGUUACAGACACCAUCAGAGAAAACAGCUACCUCCAUCCUUACAGAAAAUCAGGCACCCCAAACAGACAGAGGGUCCACGGAGGCAGAGAAACAGAUGGCACCGGAGGUUUCAGAUAAACUGCUGGCUGCUCUAAACAAAGCUGGUGGUUCUGCAGAGAAGCAGUCACCUCCGAGGAAGAGGGUCCUCAUCCCUCCGGAGAGACUGUCGUUGAGUGAGGAUGUGUCAGUGUGGAACGCUUUGGAGUCUACAAACAGCACACCGUCUGAAGAACAGACUCUUCUCCCCAUGGCCAUUGAUUGUGACAACAUCUCUGAGCCAUUCUCACCAAUGUCUCCCGUAGAAAUGUUUGUUGUGGGGUCAGCUGAAUACAUGUCUGAGGUUCCCAACGAGAGCACUGACUUUGAUACUACUUCCUUAACAGAUCGUAACUCAGGAGCCAGUGAAUCCCCGCAGUCUGGUGUUACCCAAAAGGUGCAGUAUCUUCUAACUAUAAACCUGAAGGAAGGUCGAAACCUGGUAGCCAGAGACCGUUCUGGUAAAAGUGACCCGUUUGUGAAAUUCAAAUUCGAUGGCAAGACCUUCUACAAGAGCAAAGUUGUCAACAAGAACCUCAAUCCAUCGUGGAAUGAGUCCUUCUCCUACCCUGUCAGAGACCUGGAGCAGAGCGUCUACCUUAAUGUGUAUGACCGAGACCUCAGAUCUAAUGACUUUAUGGGAUCAACCAGCUUUGCCCUGAGUAAACUCGAUCUGGACAAGACAACGGAGAUGGUUUUGCGUUUGGAGGACCCCAGCAGUCCGGAGCCAGACAUGGGAGUCAUCAUCAUUGACGCCUGCUUGUCGAUCAGAGAUGGACCAACCAAACGGAAUAGGUGGCCGCUGAAAAGACGGGGCAGCUUUAAUAAGGGCCAACCCAUUAGUGCCAGCCCACGGGUGGCAAACUCCCAGAGGAUCCAGCUAUGGGACAGCGUGUUCACCAUCAUCUUGGUGGAGGGACAGGACAUGCCUGACAGCGGUCAGGGGGAUGUUUUUGUGCGUUUCCGAUUGGGAGAGCAGAAGUUCAGGAGCAAGAAUCUGUGCAUUAAGUCUAAUCCUCAGUGGAGGGAGAAGUUUGACUUUAAUCGUCUCCAGGAUGGGUCAGAGCUGCUUCAGGUGGAAGUGUAUGCAAAGAGGGGCAGGAAAUGUGAGGAAUGCUGGGGCAUGCUGGAUAUUGACUUGUCACAAGUGCCACAGAACCAGAGGCAGCUGUACACACGGGUUCUGGACCAGGGUAAGGGCAGACUGGUAUUUCUGGUCACACCGACACCCUGCCCUGGAGCCUCCAUUUCGGACCUGCGUGCACCCCCCUUAGCUGAGCCUGGCACAUACGAGAACUUCAUCGACCAAUACAGCUUGAGGAACUCAACGAAAAACAUAAAGGAUGUUGGUUUCCUCCAGGUCAAGCUCAUCAAAGCCACAGAUCUGCCGGCAACAGAUCUUAACAGGAAGAGUGAUCCAUUCUGUGUGCUGGAGCUUGGGAACAGCAAACUGCAAACUCACACCAUCUAUAAAACACUCAACCCGGAGUGGAAGACAGUGUUCACUUUCCCUGUAAAGGACAUUCAUGAUGUACUGGUGUUGUCUGUCUUUGGCGAGGACGGAGACAAGGCACCAGACUUAAUAGGAAGAGUUGCCAUUCCUUUACUGAAAAUCACCAAUGCACAGUCCAUAACUAAACAACUAAAGAAAGAUGAUUUGACAGCACCAGGCAAGGGAACCAUCUCUCUGGAAAUGGAGAUUCUAUAUAAUCCAGUCAGAGCAAGCAUCCAGACCUUCCAACCCAAGGAGAAAAAAUUCUCAGAGGACAAGCCGAAGUUCUCUAAAAAACUGUUAGCGCGGAACAUAUAUCGUGUGAGGAGGCUUAGCACGGCCGUUUUAUACACACUGCAGUACAUUCAGAGUUGUUUCCAGUGGGAGAGCACCCAGAGGAGUCUAACAGCCUUACUGAUCUUUGUGAUAACGGUGUGGCUCUGGGAGUUGUUCAUGUUUCCUCUCUUCCUCCUUGUCCUCAUUGGCUGGAACUACUUCCAUAUGACCCAGAGCACGGCCAGCUACAGUCAGGACCUGGAGACCAUGUCCGUGGCUGAGGACGAGGACGAUGAUGAAAAGGAAUCAGAGAAAAGAGGACUCAUGGAGAAACUCCAUAUGGUUCAAGAAAUCAUCCUCACUGUUCAGAAUACACUGGAUGAAGCGGCAUGCGUUGGGGAGAGAAUUAAGAAUACUUUUAACUGGUCAGUGCCGUUCCUGUCCUACCUGGCUGGCUUGGUACUCUUCCUGGCCACCCUUGUGCUAUAUUACAUACCACUGAGAUACAUUGUUUUACUGUGGGGCAUUAACAAAUUUACCAAGAGGCUGCGCAACCCCUACGCCAUUGACAAUAAUGAAAUACUGGAUUUUCUCAAGAGGGUGCCUUCUGAUGUUCAAAAGGUGCAGUACAGCGAGCCGAAAGCACUGGGUGCCCAGAACCAACAGAAGAAGAAGCGCUAA
Messenger RNA from Chanos chanos (milkfish), 2955 nucleotides. It is a transcript of the gene mctp2a, whose product is annotated as multiple C2 domains, transmembrane 2a. The transcript has 22 exons. Gene Ontology annotation, cellular component: synaptic vesicle membrane. The record is from RefSeq and is a predicted model, not a curated record. Lineage: Eukaryota; Metazoa; Chordata; Actinopteri; Gonorynchiformes; Chanidae. The coding region runs from base 1 to 2955 and encodes 984 amino acids. Gene Ontology annotation, molecular function: calcium ion binding. Gene Ontology annotation, biological process: regulation of neurotransmitter secretion.